Helianthus annuus (common sunflower) is the source of this 2916-nucleotide messenger RNA. Its product is annotated as FT-interacting protein 3. Lineage: Eukaryota; Viridiplantae; Streptophyta; Magnoliopsida; Asterales; Asteraceae. The record is from RefSeq and is a predicted model, not a curated record. The transcript has 3 exons. The coding region runs from base 336 to 2663 and encodes 775 amino acids.
GACAGGAACACAGACAGACAUACCCACCACCACCCUCUUCCUCCUCCGCUUUUCUCUCUCACUCUAGAACCUUGUUUCUCUCUCUAAAAACAUCUGUCACCAUUCUACCUUUUUCCUCUCAAAUCUUUGCCUUAUUCCAAUGAAUCUAAACCCUCAAGAAAUCGAAAAAAGCUAGUUUAAACUGUCGGUGAAUUAGCUUAUAAAUCUUUUCAAGAAUCCACUCAGAUCUAUCAUGGGAUCUCUUUUUCAUUAUUGUUCUCAGUAAGGCUAGAAGCACUCAGAUCUGAAGCCCUCUGCUCAACUUUUUAAAGUUCAUCAGUUGAGAUAGAAUCAAGAUGAUGCACAGACCACCUCCUGAUGAUUUCUCCCUCAAGGAGACGAAACCGCAUCUUGGCGGUGGAAAAAUCACAGGGGAUAAGCUCACUAGCACAUAUGACCUUGUGGAACAAAUGCAAUACUUAUACGUUCGUGUGGUGAAAGCGAGAGAUUUACCCGCUAAGGAUGUUACGGGUAGUUGUGACCCGUAUGCUGAAGUUCGGUUAGGAAACUAUAAGGGAACAACUCGACAUUUCGAGAAGAAGUCGAACCCGGAAUGGAACCAAGUGUUUGCUUUUUCUCGAGAUAGGAUUCAGUCGACGAUGCUCGAGGUUGCCGUGAAGGAUAAAGAUCUUAUGAAAGACGAUUUCAUGGGUUGGGUGUUGUUUGAUCUUUCCGAGGUUCCGAAGCGGGUCCCGCCGGAUAGUCCUCUAGCUCCGCAAUGGUAUCGGUUGGAAGAUCGAAAAGGGAUGAAGCUGAAAGGAGAGAUAAUGUUAGCCGUGUGGUGGGGUACUCAAGCAGAUGAAGCUUUUCCGGAAGCGUGGCAUUCGGAUGCUGCAACUGUCGGUGGGUCGGAUGCACUUGCUAAUAUCCGGUCGAAAGUGUAUCUUUCGCCGAAACUUUGGUAUCUUAGAGUUAACGUGAUCGAAGCACAGGAUUUGAUACCGAGUGAUCGAACGAGGUUUCCGGAAGUUUUCGUGAAGGCACAGCUUGGACACCAGGCGUUACGGACUAGAGUAUCGAUGAGCAAGUCGAUAAAUCCUAUGUGGAAUGAAGACUUGAUGUUCGUAGCCGCAGAACCGUUCGAAGAACACUUGAUUUUGAGCGUCGAAGAUAGGGUUGCGCCUAAUAAAGACGAGAGUCUCGGAAUGACUAUGAUUCCGUUACAGUACGUCGAUCGAAGGCUAGAUCAUAAACCGAUUCACUCCAAGUGGGUUAAUCUUGAAAAACACAUUAUGAUCGACGGGGAAAAGAAGAAAGAAGUGAAAUUUGCUAGCAGGCUUCAUUUACGGAUCUGUUUAGAAGGCGGUUAUCACGUUCUUGAUGAAUCUACUCACUACAGUAGCGAUCUUAGACCUACGGCUAAACAGUUAUGGAAGAACAGCAUCGGUGUCCUUGAAGUGGGAAUCUUGAGCGCUCACGGGUUAACACCGAUGAAGACAAAAGACGGAAGGGCAACAACAGAUGCGUAUUGUGUGGCUAAGUACGGUACAAAGUGGGUCCGAACAAGAACAAUAAUCGACAGUUUUACUCCGAAAUGGAACGAGCAGUAUACUUGGGAAGUUUUCGAUCCGUGCACAGUUAUAACCAUUGGUGUGUUCGAUAACUGCCAUCUGCAAGGCGGGGAUAAGGGUAACGGGGCACGGGAUUCAAGAAUUGGUAAGGUCAGGAUCCGUUUAUCAACUCUCGAAACUGACCGUGUGUACACCCAUUCGUACCCGCUUUUAGUUUUGCAUCCGUCUGGGGUGAAAAAGAUGGGCGAGAUUCAUUUAGCCGUGAGGUUUACAUGUUCGUCGUUGCUAAACAUGAUGCACAUGUACUCGCAACCGCUGCUGCCGAAAAUGCACUACAUUUAUCCGUUAACCGUCAGCCAACUCGACAGCUUAAGGCACCAAGCCACUCAGAUCGUGUCGAUGCGGCUUAGCCGAGCCGAGCCGCCUUUACGGAAAGAGAUCGUGGAAUAUAUGCUCGAUGUCGGGUCACACAUGUGGAGUAUGAGAAGAAGUAAAGCAAAUUUCUUCAGAAUCAUGGGGGUUUUCGGUGGUUUGAUUGCGGUUGGAAAAUGGUUUGAUCAGAUAUGCAAUUGGAAGAAUCCGAUCACUACGGUUCUGAUUCACAUUCUUUUCUUGAUAUUGGUUUUGUAUCCGGAGCUUAUUUUGCCGACGAUUUUUCUCUAUCUUUUCUUGAUUGGCGUUUGGUACUACCGAUGGAGACCGAAGAACCCGCCCCACAUGGACACUCGCCUCUCGUGUGCAGACGGUGCUCACCCUGACGAACUCGAUGAAGAAUUCGACACGUUUCCGACUUCUCGCCCUGCUGACAUCAUCAGAAUGAGAUAUGAUCGUUUACGGAGUAUAUCCGGAAGGAUCCAAACCGUGGUUGGUGAUUUAGCGACACAAGGAGAACGACUUCAGUCGUUACUCAGCUGGAGAGACCCGAGAGCUACCGCACUGUUCGUCAUAUUCUGUUUAAUCGCUGCUAUUGUUUUGUAUGUCACGCCUUUUCAAGUCGUGGCUCUGUUAACAGGCUUCUAUGUGCUAAGACACCCGAGGUUCCGCCACAAGCUGCCAUCUGUCCCGCUCAACUUCUUCAGAAGAUUACCCGCAAGAACCGACUGCAUGCUUUGAGAAAACUAUCCUGGUAAGAUGCAUACAAUUUUCUUGGAACAAUAUUUUGUACAUCUUGUGGUUGUGAGAACACAGGGUCAUUCGCAGGUCGUAACUUGAAUGUGUCACCUAUUGGUUUGUAGUUUUUUAGGUUAUGAUUUUCAUUUGAAUCUAUCGAUAGUUGUUAUUAGUAGUAAUGGUUUCUUGUUAAUGAAUCUAUCUGAUGUUUCUUGAACUAGUGGUUUCUUGUUAAUGAUUCUUAAUUUGUGGAAUA